Messenger RNA from Medioppia subpectinata, 1019 nucleotides. NCBI's taxonomy places the organism in Eukaryota, Metazoa, Arthropoda, Arachnida, Sarcoptiformes, Oppiidae. The record is from the annotation of a GenBank genome assembly.
AGACGAUAGAUGUGUUGAACGUAAGUAUUGACCAGUUUUGGGUAUACCUUAUGCCGAACCACCCGUCGGGAGACUCCGGUUCGCCAAACCUCAACCCAUCAAAACACCCAAUAAGGUCAUGCCUACAGCCAUACGUUCCGCCAUUCUUUCAGUUUAUGAAAAAUCAAAGCGAAGACUGUUUGGUAUUAAACAUAUGGACACCAAAUGCGGGCAAUAAUAACACAAACAAAUCACAGCUCAAACCCAUUAUGUUUUGGCUUCACGGCGGGGGUCUGUCUAUGGGCUCAAUAUAUGAGUUUCCCAAUUAUAACGGCACAGCACUGGCCACACAUGACGUGAUGGUUGUGACCGUAAACUACAGGUUAGGACCGUUUGGUUUCCUAUACGCCGGCGACGAGACGGCGCCCGGAAAUGCCGGCCUCUAUGACCAACUGUUGGCACUAAAAUGGGUUAGAGAAAAUGCUGAACAGUUUGGCGGAGAUAGGGAUCGGAUUACCAUUUUUGGUGAGAGCGCCGGCAGUCAGUCGGUGUCGGCGCUGGUAUUGUCUCCGUUGGCCAAAGGGCUGUUCAGACGUGCCAUACAUGAGAGCGGAGUGUUGUUGACCAAUAAGAAGCGGCCAUACAUUUCAAAAACAGAAGCGUUGGAUCAGUUCAAAGUGAUGGCCAAUCAUUUCAAUUGUGGAUCCGAUCGGAACCGAUGGCUACAGUGUCUGCGAAAUGUCUCCGAUUAUGAAGAGCUGAUCAAAACCUUUCCGAUGAAUACCUGUCCAGCGCUGGAGUCGACUGAGUUGUUGCCUGAGAUAAAUGCUCAAAAUGCGUUCAUAAAAAAUAAUUUCAACCAAGGUCUAGACAUCAUGGUGGGCGUGUCCCGAAAUGAGGGUUCAUUAGUAUCGCGGGCGGCUUUCAAUUGGAUGUUUGCCAGAGAUAUUAACGAAACCGACUUCGAUGUCCUGAUGGAUCAGCUGAACAAUCGAUUCAAAGACAUAGACAUACCGGCGGUCAAAGACUAUUACCUGAAA